AUGUCCUAUCCGCAGGGCUACCUGUACCAGGCGCCCGGCUCGCUGGCGCUCUACUCGUGCCCGGCGUACGGCGCGUCGGCGCUGGCGGCGCCGCGCAGCGAGGAGCUGGCCCGCUCGGCGUCGGGCUCGGCGUUCAGCCCUUACCCGGGCUCCGCGGCCUUCACGGCGCAGGCGGCCUCCGGCUUCGGCAGCCCGCUGCAGUACUCGGCCGACGCCGCCGCCGCCGCCGCCGGCUUCCCGUCCUACAUGGGCGCGCCCUACGACGCGCACACGACCGGGGUGGCGGGCGCCAUCAGCUACCACCCGUACGGCAGCGCGGCCUACCCUUACCAGCUCAACGACCCCGCGUACCGCAAGAACGCCACGCGGGACGCCACGGCCACGCUCAAGGCCUGGCUGAACGAGCACCGCAAGAACCCGUACCCCACCAAGGGCGAGAAGAUCAUGCUGGCCAUCAUCACCAAGAUGACCCUCACGCAGGUGUCCACCUGGUUCGCCAACGCGCGCCGGCGCCUCAAGAAGGAGAACAAGAUGACGUGGGCCCCGAGGAACAAAAGCGAGGACGAGGACGAGGAGGAGGGCGACGCGGCGAGGAGCAAGGGGGAGAGCCCAGACAAGGCGCAGGAGGGCACCGAGACCUCGGCCGAGGACGAGGGGAUCAGCCUGCACGUCGACUCGCUCACGGAUCACUCGUGCUCGGCCGAGUCGGACGGGGAGAAGCUGUCUUGUCGGGCGGGGGACCCCCUGUGCGAGUCGGGCUCGGAGUGCAAAGAUAAGUACGACGACCUGGAGGACGACGAGGACGACGAGGACGACGGCGAGCGGGACCUGGCGCCGCCCAAGCCCGUGACCUCGUCGCCGCUCACCGGCGUGGAGGCGCCGCUGCUGAGCCCCCCGCCCGAGGCCGCGCCCCGCGGCGGCGGCGGCGGCGGCGGCGGCGGCGGCGGCGGCGGCAAGAUGCCCCUGGGCAGCCGGACGUCGCCGGGCGCGCCGCAGCCCGCCAGCAAGCCCAAGCUGUGGUCUCUGGCCGAGAUUGCCACGUCGGACCUCAAGCAGCCGAGCCUGGGCCCGGGCUGCGCGCCGCCGGGGCUGCCCGCGGCCGCCGCGCCCGCCUCGACCGGGGCGCCUCCGGGCGGCUCCCCGUACCCCGCCUCGCCGCUGCUCGGCCGCCACCUCUACUACACGUCGCCCUUCUACGGCAACUACACAAACUACGGGAACUUGAACGCGGCGCUGCAGGGCCAGGGGCUCCUGCGGUACAACUCGGCGGCCGCCGCCCCCGGAGAGGCGCUGCACUCGGCGCCCAAGGCGGCCAGCGACGCGGGCAAGGCGGGCGCGCACCCGCUGGAGCCCCACUACCGGCCCCCGGGCGGCGGCUACGAGCCCAAGAAAGAUGCCAGUGAGGGCUGCACCGUGGUCGGUGGGGGCGUCCAGCCCUACCUAUAGAAGCCCCAGCUCAGCAAUGCAAGUAGGUGUCACAAUUGCUUUG
Messenger RNA from Lynx canadensis (Canada lynx), 1489 nucleotides. RefSeq names its product iroquois homeobox 2 (gene IRX2). The record is from RefSeq and is a predicted model, not a curated record. Gene Ontology annotation, biological process: neuron differentiation; cell development; regulation of transcription by RNA polymerase II. Gene Ontology annotation, cellular component: nucleus. Lineage: Eukaryota; Metazoa; Chordata; Mammalia; Carnivora; Felidae. The transcript is spliced from 5 exons. The coding region runs from base 1 to 1446 and encodes 481 amino acids. Gene Ontology annotation, molecular function: DNA-binding transcription factor activity, RNA polymerase II-specific; RNA polymerase II cis-regulatory region sequence-specific DNA binding.